Candoia aspera is the source of this 1466-nucleotide messenger RNA. It is a transcript of the gene SPRY4, whose product is annotated as sprouty RTK signaling antagonist 4. Lineage: Eukaryota; Metazoa; Chordata; Lepidosauria; Squamata; Candoiidae. Gene Ontology annotation, biological process: multicellular organism development; animal organ development; negative regulation of Ras protein signal transduction. Gene Ontology annotation, cellular component: membrane; cytosol. The record is from RefSeq and is a predicted model, not a curated record. The coding region runs from base 392 to 1285 and encodes 297 amino acids. The transcript is spliced from 3 exons.
CCCAUUCAUAAAAUAGCCAUUUUCCCAGGCAGCAGUUGUUGCAAUAGCGAAGCUAAGCGAGGGGAAGCGACGGCUGCCACCGCCGCUCCUGACAGCGCAGCACUUGUAGGUUGCUUUCUGAGCCCCGGGUGUGUUUCGUGCCGAUUUUAACAUCAUCCUUCACCACCCACGUGCAAGUACAGCCGGGAUCUUUCUCGGAUUUAGGAUUAACUCGCCUGUAGAGAUAUGAUCUGGACUGGAUUGUUGAAAAUGGAAUUGUGGUGGUUGUCGCAGUCAUAGAAGACCUGAAGCCUGAUCCUAAGCAUGUUUACUCAGAAGUGAGAUCCACUGAGUUCAGUGUGCCUGGACGCUUAAAAGCAGGGUUUUCCCAGUGCUGGACAGCCUAAAAACAAUGGAGCCUCGGAUGCCUCACAGCAUGACCGUGGUCCCCAAUUCUACCAUGGUACAGCCUCUGCUAGAGAGCCGGAUCCCAUAUGGCAGACUGCAACAUCCCCUGACUAUCCUGCCUAUUGACCAAAUGAAGACAACACAUAUGGAGAACGACUACAUUGACAAUCCCACGCUGGCUCAACUGGUUGCUCAGAAGCCUUCCCGGGGCCACCACGAGCCCAUCCUUCCACCACGGUGUGAGCAAGAUGUCACCCAUCCGUGGAUCUCCUUCAGUGGGCGGCCCAGCUCCAUCAGCAGCAGCAGCAGCAGCACAUCUUCGGAUCAAAGGCUUUUGGACCACAUGGUCCCAGCUCCUGUGGCUGACCAGUCCUCCCCAAGAGCAGUUCGGCUUCAGCCCAAGGCAGUUCACUGCAAGCCCCUGGAUCUGAAAGGACCCACAUCUCUGAAGCUGGACAAGCACUUUUUGCUGUGUGAAGCCUGUGGAAAAUGCAAGUGCAAGGAAUGUGCCCUGCCUAGGACUUUGCCCUCAUGCUGGGUGUGCAAUCAGGAGUGUCUAUGCUCAGCCCAGAACCUGGUCAAUUACUCAACUUGCAUGUGCCUGGUAAAGGGCAUAUUCUAUCACUGCACCAACGAGGAUGAUGAGGGCUCCUGUGCAGACCAUCCCUGCUCCUGCGCCCACUCGAACUGCUGUGCCCGCUGGUCCUUCAUGAGUGCUCUCUCCCUGGUUUUCCCCUGCUUGCUGUGCUAUCUGCCAGCCACUGGUUGUGUGAAGCUGUCACAGCAGUGCUAUGACCGAGUGAGUCGGCCUGGAUGUCGGUGCAAAAACACAAACAGCGUGAUUUGUAAAGCAUCCCCUGAUGGGAAAGUUGACAGCAGACCAGAGAAACCGUUUUGACUGCUGGAGAGAUGAGGGCUGGGAAGUGCAGGGUGGGAAAAGAAACAGGAAGGGUGUUUUGUCACCUGUAUCAAAGGAUAACAUAUGUCAGCCUUUUUCAGGGAAGGAAGGAAGGAAGGAAGGAAGGACGGAAGGAAGGAAGGAAGGAAGGAUGGAAGGAAGGAAGGAAGGAAGGAAGGAA